GUCGAUUCAAAACAGUGUCAGGGGUAUUGGAAAAAUAUCAGCAAAAUGUUUUGAUUAGAUUUUGGAUGGGGCCAUUAUUGUUUAUUUUUGUAAAUGAACCAAAGCUAAUUGAGAUGGUUUUAAAUUCACCCAAAUGUCUAGAGAAAUCAUUUUUGUAUAAGUUUCUCAGGCUCGACAAAGGAUUACUUGCUGCAAAGCAUGAAUCAUGGCAAGUGCAUAGGAAACUUCUUGAAUCUUCUUUUCAUUUGGACACCGUCAAAAACUUCAUUCCAAUUUUCAUCGACAGUGCUGAUCAAAUGAUUUCAAAUAUAAAUGCACUUGAAGAGAAAAACAACGUAAAUCUCUUUGAAAUUACAUCACGUUGUGCAUUAACGAUGGUUCUGUCAUCAUCUUUCGGGUUGAGUGCAGCUGAAGUUCAUAUUAGUGACGAUAUGUUAAAAUCUGUUGAAGAAUUGAUCAAAAUAAUUUCACAUCGAUGUCGUGAACCUGUUUUUUAUAUUGAAAGAAUUUAUCGAUUCACUCGGAAUUAUUACCGCGAGAAGAAAUAUCGCAAACGUUGUUAUUAUUACCUUGACCAAGUUUUGAAGGAACGGAGAGAGCUUGUUGAACCUCCAAACAAAAAUAUGUGUGGACCAUCAACGCCGUUUAAACAGCAUGAUGAAGAGAUGGGAGAUCCGACAUUAGUUCCAAAGAAAAAUUUUAUUGAUCAGCUGAUUUUCAAUGAAGGAAAAUUUUCUGAUGAAGAAAUUCAUGAUCACAUUUACACAUUCGUUGUUGCUGGAUAUGAAACAACAGCAUUGCAAACAGCUUUUACUUUGCUAUUGCUAGCAAUGCAUGACGAUGUACAGAACAAGCUAUUUGAAGAAAUUGAAAAAGCCCUACCAAAUAAACAUUCAAUACUUGAUCAUUCAACUCUUAUGAAGAUGAAAUAUCUUGAAAAUGUGAUAAAAGAAUCGAUGCGACUUCUGCCGCCAGUGCCACUAAUUGGACGUGAAACGUUAGAAGAUUUAGAACUUGAUGAAGUGAUUGUUCCAAAAGGAGUCACACUAAUAAUACAUUUCUUUAAUUUACAUCGAAAAAAAGAGAUUUGGGGUGACGAUGCCGAAGAAUUUAAUCCUGAUCGAUUCUCAAGUGAAAACGAAAAUAAAAGACAUCCUUACAGUUUUCUACCAUUCUCAGGUGGAUCCCGAGACUGCAUCGGUAAACAUUAUGCGAUGCUUGCUGUAAAAACAAUUUUAGUAAAGUUCCUUAGGAACUAUAAAGUGUCAACUGAUCUCAAAUAUGAUGAAUUAACAUUUAGAGCAGACAUAACAAUGAAGGUUUGCCAAGACUUAAAAGUUAAUAUUGAAGAGCGGUGAUUGGGGGAUUCACAAAAUGAAAAGCUUUUGAAUAAAUAAUAGUACUUAAUUUUAUAAAAAAUUAAAACUUUCAAAGAGAAUAAAUAUUUAAUUUGUUAAAACUUUUACAAAGUUAUCAUGUUCAGUGCUUUAAUAUGCAUAAAUAAACCUCACAAAUGUUUUCAAUUAGCUGUUGUAAGCCUUUCUCACUUUCUUAAAACUUUGUAUCUUUAAUAUGGCCAGUCUGGUU
Molecule: messenger RNA, 1587 nt
Organism: Clunio marinus
Lineage: Eukaryota; Metazoa; Arthropoda; Insecta; Diptera; Chironomidae
Source: the annotation of a GenBank genome assembly